AUCGACGUAGCAACACACUCACACUUUGCUUCUUUUACCAACACUCAAAUUUCACGUAUUUAUAGCGAAACAUAUGUAGAAGAAUUUUCAGUUUCUGUUUGUUUCUCAACGGAGAAAAAUCGUAACUUCUCGUUUAUCACGAUUGUGAACUUUUCAUUUCAACUUAGAAGCAGAAAAAAAUUAUUUUCUUGAAAAUUUCGAAAGAAAAUUCUCGGGAAGUUUGAGACGAGAGCAUGUUAAUGCAAUAAAUUUUUAUGUUUGAGACAAACCUAAUUGGAAAAUUUUCAACACUGCCAUAGCCUCUACGAAGAGUUCAAUUGCUGAAAAAAAAAGUAAAAGAACAGCCGGAAAAAAAGUUGAAAAAUAAAAUCUGAGCAAACGCAAAGUAGCAACAACGAAAAAAAAAAAAUCUAAAAAGUGACUACGUGACUACGAGAGCCAAGAGUCGAUUGAAGAUAAAAUAAAUUAAUUUGACAGCAGAAAAGCAUUACACUUCUAGUCAUUGACUUUCAGCCUACUUACUUCGUAAGCUUUUCAAGUGAUAUCUAAAGCAGAGAAUAAAAUUAUUCAGUGUUCUUAGCUUCAACCAAAAAAAAACAAAAAAGUUUAAAAAAUUAAAUUAGGGAAGCUUAAAGUUAAAUUUGAAAAUUAAGUAAAAUGUCAGCAUCACCAAUUGCCCGCCAAGCGCACACCCACGCUCAAAUGAUUCCAUCCAUGCGCAGGGUUCUCAUUAGCGAUCCAUCUCAAAUGCCUGACGUUUAUUCGUCGACACCGAAUGGAACUAUUUAUGGAACAACACCUGGAGGCACAAAGAUCGUUUAUGAAAGAACAUUUUUGAUGAAUUUGCGCAACUCACCGUUGAGUCAAACACCGCCUAAAAAUAUUCCAUGUCAUUUGAUGAAAGAUGAUCGAAGCAAUUUUCAUAAUCGCAAUCAUCAAAACCAAAUGAAUGGAACUUAUCACCCGCCUCAACAACAUCAUAAUAAGAAUAACAACAACAAUCAACAUCAAUUACACAAGGAGAAAGAUAAGAGCAAUGGAUGGAGCAAAGUCAGAGGAUCGUCUGACGCUGAAGAACAUCAAUUCGAUAUGGAUAUUUAAGCGUUUCAUUCUUUCAUCAUUUACUUGAAGCUGAUAAGCAUUAUUUGCAGACGUUUGCGUCUUAAAUUUUUUACUUUUUUUCUCUUUUCUUUCUACUUGUUUCAAGAUUAUUUAGUCGAUCACAAAACAAAAAUCAAAAACACAAAAAAAAAAGUUUAAAAACAUGAAAGCAGAUAAAAAAUUAAUAAUCUAGAUGUUAAGAUAUUAAAAUCAAGAAGAAAAGGAAAGAAAAGAAAAAAAAACUCAAUGCUUUAGCUUAUAAAUUUAAAAAAUUGUUUACGAACCUCUAAAAUAUUCUAAAUUAGAAUAUCAUUUGAACAUGUUAAACAUUCUUUUUGAUUAAAUGACGUUUGAUGAGCGCCCACGACUCGUGGCAUGAAAGAUGUAGAAAAGCGAAACAAACAUAAAAUCUUUUCUCUCGUUCUUCGAUUAAAGGUUCGGUUCAGUCAAAAGCAGAAGAGCUGAAGCGCGCAGUCAUUAAGUUUUAAUUUUAGUUUCAUAUUUUUUUAGCUUGCUCCCUGUUGAAUAGAUUUUCAUUUUCAUCACAAGAAAAAUUAGUGAAAAUUAUGCUACAAAAUCCUUAAUUCUACAACCACCCACCACCACCAAUUAAGACAUGAAAACAAAAACUUUUUUCCCUUUCAUCAUCAACUUAAUCAAAAAGAGAUGUCGUGAUAUAAAUUGAUGGAAAAUGGUUGUUGAACUUCAAUCAUUAAUUGUUUUCUAUUACCUAAACAUAUUUUUCUCUCGAUUUAUAAUCGAUUUUUCACCAAAAUUUGAUGGUUUAAAAGUCUAACAUUUUCUUGUUGAUUUAUUCACGGAUAAAUUUGGAUAAAUGUCGAAAGAAACAUGGAGAUAAUUUUUGUACGGAUCUAAAUCUUACUUUAUAAUAGAAUUAAUUAAUCCUAAUAAAGAAAAAUACGAAAAAAAUACAAAAACGAAAAUUCAAAACCUGUUUUAAUUACUUAAUUAGCACAUUUCAGUUUAUGAAUGAAUAACUUUUAUAAUUCCACAUCUUGUCAUAAGUUUUCUUAUUUAUUUUUCCGGAUAAAUUUUUGACAUGACACAGA
This is a messenger RNA of Clunio marinus, 2171 nucleotides long. Lineage: Eukaryota; Metazoa; Arthropoda; Insecta; Diptera; Chironomidae. The record is from the annotation of a GenBank genome assembly.